AUAACUCUAUUAUAUUCUAAAUUUGCAUACAAGGUGACCUAUUUGUUUUUCAAUUAUUACCGUUGGGGUUAGAGUUCAGUAAAUAUUGAUGAUGUCAUCGUCUGAAGAUGGCUGAAGGAGAAAAUUGGUGGGGAGGGUGGUUUCAGCAAAGCAUUCAGGCCGUCAAAGAUAAGUCGUCUGAGGCCUAUGAAUUCAUAAAACGAGAUCUGACAGAGUUCUCCAAUGUUGUACAACAUGACACUGCCUGCUCAAUUGUGGCCACAGCCAGCGCUGUCAGAAACAAACUUGCGGUUGAGGGCUCCUCAGAGACGACAGAAAAGGUGAAGAAAGGACUUUCCAGUUUCCUAGGGGUGAUUACAGACACUCUAGCCCCUCCCCCGGACAUGACAAUCGACUGUGAUGUCAUCACACUCGUGGCGACCCCGGCAGGAACCACCGAGGUCUACGACAGCAACAAGGCUCGACUCUACAGCCUCCAGGCCGACCCGGCGACCUACUGCAACGAGCCUGAUGGUCCCCUCGAGCAAUUUGACAACUGGCUGUCCAGUUUCAGUAUGGAGGAGAAAAAGGGAGAAGUAUCAGAGCUUCUGGUCAACAGUCCCUCUAUACGAGCCCUAUACAAUAAAAUGGUGCCAGCAGCAGUGGCUCAUUCAGAAUUCUGGCAGAGAUAUUUCUACAAGGUCUUUCAGUUGGAACAGGAGGAGGCGAGGAGGCUGGCCUUAAAGCAGAGAGCCGAGCAGACCACCCACUCGGAGACCCUGGGAUGGGAGGAGGAGGAGGAAGACGACUUCCUGGGCGCAACGUCGUCCAGACUGGAUUUCACGCCCCCGCUUGACCCCCACCAUCACAACACCAGCGAUGGCGCCACCGCACAGCCCUCCCCGUCCAGCACGACCAGCCCCGUCAUGUCCCCCUGCGGCGAGCGGGACACCGCCAUGUCUGUCAGCAGCGACAGCGUCAGCCUCCCCACGCAGCUGGAGGUCCUGAAGCCCGAGCCCACCGCCGCCACCGCUACAGAGCUGGUGCCCCACAUGUCGAAGGUGCACCUGGAGAAACCCCCACCAGACCAGACGCAGGAGGACCAGAGCCCCGCCCUGAACCUUCCUCCACCCGCCCCGGCCCGGUCAGAGGCCAAAGCCCAGCUAGAGAAGACCGGGGACCGGGCCCCGACCCGGGCCUCUGGCGCUGCCCCGAGAUCCGACACCACGAAGGAAGAAGGACCCCAGGACCUGAGGGUGUUUGAGCUGAACUCCGACAGCGGGAAGUCCACACCAUCCAACAACGGCAAGAAAGGUUCCAGCACGGACGUGAGUGAGGACUGGGAGAAGGACUUCGACCUGGACAUGACAGAGGAGGAGGUCCAACUGGCCCUGUCUAAAGUAGAGGCCUCCGGAGAGCUGGACGAAGACUGGGAGAACUGGGACUGAUGGGAGAGCUUGCCGUAUGCAGUAUGUCCACGAUUAAAAACAAAAAAAAAGCUAGUUCCCGGCAGACGAACCAUGCUUAACGUGUUUUCACUCCUUGUCUAUUUUGCCACCAUGUCAUGAAUGCUCG
Messenger RNA from Gadus macrocephalus (Pacific cod), 1554 nucleotides. It is a transcript of the gene bsdc1, whose product is annotated as BSD domain containing 1. The transcript is spliced from 11 exons. NCBI's taxonomy places the organism in Eukaryota, Metazoa, Chordata, Actinopteri, Gadiformes, Gadidae. Bases 108 to 1427 code for a protein of 439 amino acids. Gene Ontology annotation, cellular component: cytoplasm. The record is from RefSeq and is a predicted model, not a curated record.